AUGCUGUCCGGAAUCCUCAUCUUCAACCAAAAGGGCGAGAACUUGAUCUUUCGCGCCUUUCGCAAUGACUGCCGACCUCGACUUGCCGACGUCUUUCGCAUUCAAGUCAUCUCCAACUCCCAGGUCCGCUCCCCUAUCCUGACCCUCGGCAGCACCACCUUCAGCCAUGUCAAGCACGAGAACAUCUACCUGGUCGCCAUCACCAAGAGCAACGCCAACGCCGCCCUGGUAUUUGAGUUUCUGUACCGUUUGAUUGCCCUGGGGAGGGGCUAUUUUGGCAAGUUUGACGAGGAGGCCGUCAAGAACAACUUUGUGCUUGUCUAUGAGCUGCUCGAUGGUAAUACCACCACCACUACCACCCUCGUUCUUGAAAUCAUUGACUUUGGCUACCCCCAAAACACCGAGACCGACACCCUCAAGAUGUACAUCACCACCGAAGGCGUCAAGUCGGAACGCGCCGCCGAGGACUCGGCCAAGAUCACAAUGCAGGCCACGGGCGCGCUCUCGUGGCGCAAGGCAGAUGUUAGGUACAGGAAGAACGAGGCCUUUGUCGACGUCAUCGAGGACGUCAACCUCCUCAUGUCCGCCACGGGCGCCGUCCUCCGCGCCGACGUCACCGGCCAGAUCGUCAUGCGCGCCUACCUGUCCGGCACCCCCGAGUGCAAGUUCGGCCUCAACGACCGCCUGCUCCUCGACAACGACGGCCUCCUGAGCCUGCCGAGCGGCAACCGGAUGGGCACCAAGGCCACCAAGGCCGCCGCCGGCAGCGUCACCCUCGAGGACUGCCAGUUCCACCAGUGCGUCAAGCUCGGCAAGUUCGACAGCGACCGCAUCAUCUCCUUUGUACCGCCCGACGGCGAGUUCGAGCUCAUGCGCUACCGCGCCACCGAGAACGUCAACCUGCCCUUCAAGGUCCACGCCAUCGUCAACGAGGUCGGCCGCACAAAGGUCGAGUACAGCAUCGGCAUCAAGGCCAACUUCGGCUCCAAGCUCUUCGCCACAAACGUCGUCGUCCGCAUCCCCACCCCGCUCAACACGGCCAAGAUCACCGAGCGCUGCACCCAGGGCAAGGCCAAGUACGAGCCCAGCGAGAACAACAUUGUGUGGAAGAUUGGCCGCUUCACCGGCCAGAGCGAGUUCGUCCUGAGUGCCGAGGCCAUCUUGACGAGCAUGACGAACCAGCGCGCCUGGUCCCGCCCGCCCCUGAGCCUCAACUUCAGCUUGCUCAUGUUCACGAGUUCGGGCCUGUUGGUUAGGUACCUCAAGGUGUUUGAGAAGAGCAACUACUCGAGCGUCAAGUGGGUGCGGUACAUGACAAGGGCGGGUUCCUAUGAGAUACGUUUCUAG
This is a messenger RNA of Colletotrichum higginsianum IMI 349063, 1347 nucleotides long. Its product is annotated as Adaptor complexes medium subunit family protein. The record is from RefSeq and is a predicted model, not a curated record. Gene Ontology annotation, molecular function: clathrin-cargo adaptor activity. NCBI's taxonomy places the organism in Eukaryota, Fungi, Ascomycota, Sordariomycetes, Glomerellales, Glomerellaceae. Bases 1 to 1347 code for a protein of 448 amino acids. Gene Ontology annotation, biological process: clathrin-dependent endocytosis; intracellular protein transport. The transcript has 3 exons. Gene Ontology annotation, cellular component: AP-2 adaptor complex; cytoplasmic vesicle.